This is a messenger RNA of Pimephales promelas (fathead minnow), 831 nucleotides long. Lineage: Eukaryota; Metazoa; Chordata; Actinopteri; Cypriniformes; Leuciscidae. The record is from RefSeq and is a predicted model, not a curated record.
AUGUCGGCAGUACACAAUUGGACAGAGAACUGCACCAACUCCAAUGAUAUGGCUCUUCCUUUGGUUCCACACAUGGACUGUCCCUCCAACCGCAAGUAUGCCACCAACUUGAUACCUUUUCUCUUUUACAUCCUUUCAAUCUUUGGAACGAUUGGAAAUCUAUGGAGCCUCUGGGCUUGUCUGCGGUCAUCCCAUCCUUGGAGUAUUGGGUCCAUUGGUGUACUGAACCUAGCUCUGUGUGACCUUGCCUAUUUGGCCUCAAUGGGACCCUGGGCUGUUUACGUAAGCUCUGACUACCACUGGAAAAUUGGCCGUUCGCUCUGCAUUGUGAUGAAAAUCCUGUACUUUGUCGGGUUGACGUCUAGUACCAUGUUCAUCUGCGCCAUAAGCAGCGACCGCUUCCUUGCAAUCGUCUUCCCUCUGGAGUCCCGGAUGAUCCGCACCCCUCGGAACACUGCACUGGUUUCGCUUCUACUCUGGGCCAUCACUGCCCUCUUUAUCUACUUCAGUUAUCCUAACAUUUUCUAUGCGGUCAGGAAAGAUGGCAUCCAUGUGUGUGGAGCGGUGGUGAUCUCGAAGUUCAGGACCUCUGAAGCAACCUACAAUCUCAUGUCCUACUACUCCAUUCAGGUUUCUGUCCCACUGCUCCUCAUCAUUCCUGCCUAUGUGAAGAUCAUUUCCAAGAUGAAGCAGUCGAGGCAGCAGUGGGGCCAAGGCAACAUGCAAGGCCUGGACAAGACCAUCUGGCUGAUUGCCAUUUUCAUUGCCAACUUCCUGGUGUGUUGGGUGCCAGGACAGCUGCUCUACAUCAUUGCCUCGUGGGCAUGGUGA